AUGAGCGCGGCCCUUCGUGGCGCGUUGCGGGCUCGGCGAGGGCUGCUCUUCACCUCGCUCAGUGUGGGGGCCUCCGCAACGACGCUUGGUUUGGCUGUGAGUCUGAUUUCAGGCUGUCGACGACUUUGAUAGACGUAUUUCUAAUCUCGGAUCAAGCGUCGUCUCUACUCCUCAGGCCUGGGCAGUACAGGCGUCGUACCAUGAACCGCUGCGGCUUGAGGCCCCACACGCGUUGAAGAAGGUCCCAACGGCGCUCGUAGGCGAGAAGAACAAAACCCGCGUCAUCUCGAUGGAGGAAGUGAGGACACAUCGAAGUAAGGCAGACUGUUGGGUCGUCCUGGGUGAUCAUGUCUACGAGUCAGUCCCUGUUCCCACUGGCCCAUUUUGCCCGAGCAAAGGAAACUGAACCACCCCAUAACGUACUUGUCGGCCGGCGGUCCGCUUCUGCUCGGGUUGUCAUUUCCCCCUUUCGGCUCCGAGUUUGGCUCACAACAGCGUUACGGAAUUCUUGGAGGCUCAUGCAAGUUCAAAGGAGGCGGAUCUGAUUGUCCAAUCUAUCUGUGCCUUGAGCUGACAUUCCUUGACCUCUUUCCUUCAUUGCGUACAUCAACAGCCCGGAGGAGAAGCUGUCAUCCUCAAAGCCGCCGGCACGGAUGUCACGACUUUGUUCGACAAGAUUCACCCGCCCAAGACGCUCGAGAAGAAUCGGGACCUUCUUGGAGCACCUGUUGGACUCGUCGACCCGGCAACAAGGCCCAAGGAUGAGGAGAGCGAUGAAGCAUUGCAGGAGAAGGCGAGGAUUCAGGUCAGUGAUGACGGUCUCGACGUCCCUGUUGACGCUCCCUCAUACGAAAGUACGAAUACUGAAUCGAUUCGCGCCCCUUCCUCUUGCACCUUUAGAUAGCCCGAGAAACACUACCAGCUGUCGAACUGGUCAGGGGUUUGGCCGAGAUGGAGGUGAGUGGCACAUCAGCCGGGAGGUUGCAUGUGCAUAGAAAUUGAUUGAAAAAUUGGUCUAUAACCCUACAGAGGCUCGCAAACACCUUGCUGGCUCCCCGAGCCAAGAUUUAUUACGCGGGUGGAUCUGAUGAUGAGCAAAGUAAGUGCUCUUAAGUGACCCUACUGCAAUACCUGUAGAACCGCACCGUUCAGUUUGAUUUUCCGAAUAUUCCUCCUCUAGCUUUGCGAGAUUCGUUCGCAUCCUACCAGAGGUGUCGCUUCCGACCUCGAGUCCUUGUUGAUGUUUCCGAGAUCGAUCCACGAACAACGUUGUUGAACUGCCCCUCGACAUUACCCAUCUGUCAGUCUUGCGGUCUUGGCUUUGGGGUCAGUCAAAGCUCAAGCCUGAGCAACUGACAUCGAUGCGCUCUCGCCGAAAUCAGAUAUCGCACCUGCCGCUUAUGCUCGAUUAGGACACGACCUGGGCGAGGUAUUUCGAUGAUGAGCGCGAGGUGUAUGAACUCGAUCUGAUUGAUUUCAUUCUGCCUCAACCGCAGUUCAACUUGACGAGGGGCGCUUCCAAGACGGGCAUCGUGCAAGGCAUCUCGGCGAAUGCGAGUCAAUCGUUCGAUGACAUCUUGGCAGAGAAAGCGACGAUGGAUGAAUCGGGGAGGGCACCUGUUGGGAUGGUUUACCAGGUGGGUGUACUCCACUCCUACGGAGAUUCGAUCGGCUCGCUGUACUGAUGCUUUUUUUCGAUGACUGUGGACAUUUCCUCCUCCCUUCUCCGUUCUGGCAUUGCGUUCGCUUUCAGGUCUACGUCAAUCGAGAUCGAAGACAAACGGAAGCAAUCAUGAAACAGGCGCGUGAGGGAGGUUGCAAGGCUUUCUUCUUGACUGUUGAUUCACCGACAUUGGGCAACCGAGAAGAGGAUGCGAGAGCGCAGGGGCUGGCUGGAUCCGUACGUACGUAUCUGUCCAUCCUCACUAUAGUAGUAUUCUGAUCUUUUUAAGGAUGUGUAUGUACAGAUGGAUGACCGACCGCACGACCAUCCCAACAAGUCGACGUAUUCUUACUACGACACCUCGGUCGAAUGGAAGGACGUUGCAUGGGUCAAACAGGCGGCCGGUGGACUGCCCGUCUACAUCAAAGGUGUUGCAACACAUGAGGUGCGCAGUGAAUUCGAAUCUUCCCUUUACAUAUGUCUAACAUAUGUCUGACAACGUUCAAUUGGAUGAAUGCAGGAUGUCGAGUUGGCCCGAAAGGCCGGCGUCGCGGGCGUGAUUCUCUCGAACCACGGUGGGCGUCAACUUGACAGGUAUGGCAAACCUCAACAGCCACCCACCCACCCUUCUCAAACCCGUACUGAACCCGUACUGAACCCUUCCUCUUCCGCACAAAAUCCAGCGUCCGAUCGCCCCUCGACACCCUCCUCGAAAUCCGCCGAAUAGACCCAACCCUUUUGACCGAUCUCGAAGUCUACGUAGAUGGCGGUGUACGACGAGGCACGGAUGUGCUCAAGGCUUUAUGCUUGGGUGCCAGAGGUGUGGGAUUGGGUCGACCGUUCUUGUAUGCUCAGACGGCUUAUGGGGAGGAUGGGGUGGUAAGGGCUGUGAGGAGUGAGUUACAUUUCCUUGAAGAGAGGAGAGUUCUUUCGGCCAACUCCCAAACCUCUCGAUCUCUCCAUGGAAUCCGCUCGAAGGCUGAUUCCCUCCUCUACGGUUUCAUCGAUAUAGUCAUGGAAGAAGAGAUUCUGACGGGGAUGAGGUUGUUGGGCGUCAAAAGGUUGAGCGAGUUGAGGCCCGAGUUGGUCGAAUGCUUGGAUAACCAGUAUCGGAUCCCGAAAUGA
This is a messenger RNA of Microbotryum saponariae, 2788 nucleotides long. NCBI's taxonomy places the organism in Eukaryota, Fungi, Basidiomycota, Microbotryomycetes, Microbotryales, Microbotryaceae. The record is from the annotation of a GenBank genome assembly.